GACAUUGAUGACUGUACACCGUAUCCAUGUAGCAACGGUGCAACAUGUGAAGACCAAGUAAACAACUACACUUGCAUAUGCGUAGUCGGCUUUUACGGAAGACACUGUACCAUUAGUAAGUAAAACACGUGUACACAUUAAAAUAUCUCCAGUUACUUGUACUUAUGCUUUCCCCCAAACCCCUCUUCCCCAGCUCCCGAAGAAGGGCUAUAUCUGCAUUAGUAUCGGCAUUAGUAGGAGAAGAGCCACCUCGUGGAAGUAUUGCUAAUAGAAUCGUUAUAAUUAUUAUUAUUAUUUUUAUUUUUAGUGUUUUGUUUUUUGACAUUGUUAUUGCACAACUGAUAUUUUUGUUUAGUUGGAUGUAGAAAAAAAACAUAUGCUUUGAAACUAAUCUUAAUAUAACUUUCGGUGCGUUAAAAGACAUUUUUUCGAAUUGUCUGCGUAGUCUUUCUUUAAGGCCUGUGCUCUUUUCAGUCUCGCUGUAUGCUGUUACCAGUUACAAUGACUGUACCUUAGGUAUACAAGGAUGAAUCAAUGAAAGGGUUCUGGCAACAUAAAACAUUUAGCCUGCCUUCAAAGAAAUAGAAACGGAUUACGUAUAAGUUCGUAGUAAAUAGCCGCCGUUAUCGACAAGUCAAGAAAUCUAAUAAGUUCUCCGCGCUUUUUGAGUAAAAAAGUAUUAUGCAGAUGUGGUUGGCGAAAGCAUGAUUUCGUGUUGGCGUUUGUGAUCAAAUAAGGUGCUGAUAGUUCUCAGGCCAGUGUUUCUGGUCAUUCUAGUAAUAGUUGACUUUCUAGAUUACGUAAAUUUCUAUUUGUGUAAUAAACAUUCGUCUCGUUGUUGCGAAAAUGUUAGGACCAAAGAAAUAAACUAGAUUUCAGAUCUGCAAUUGACUUUUGAUAUCUUGGAUUGGCCUUGUUUUUUUCUUUUUCAAUCAAUUCUUGCGACUUGUGUCUCAACCACAAGAAACUCCGUGUGGUGUCGUGUAUGAUACCAAGAGAGAUCAUACAAUGUGAAGAUAAGAUACCUUCAAAUCAAAGAGAGUAGGUGUGAUCAUAAUAGGACAGAGUAGGAGUCUUAAGGGGCGUUGGUUGGGAUAUCUACUUGCGAAAAAAAAAGUUUUUUUUCAAACCAUGCAGAUCAUGCGGAAACAAUUUCCGGUGGACUGGUUGACUUCCAGAAGACUCUCUUUCAUGAUUCAGUGCGUCAUAGCGAGGCAUAGUCAACAGAUGAAAAAAAUCUCUUUUUGUGAUUUAACAGUUAAAGGUUCUCUUUAAUUUGCAAUUGUAAACUGUGCUAAAUCGCGUCCUUGACCUUCCAUUUUAGCCUUAUAUUUUCAAUUGUGUUUCUUUUUGUAAGAUCCAGACGAUUGUGCUUCCAGCCCGUGCCAAUACGACGGAACCUGCACAGAUGGACUUGAUGACUACUCCUGCGCAUGCCCAGCUGGAACUGUAGGGAAGUCGUGUGAAAUCAGUAAGUACAUAAGAUCGAUCAACUUUCCUAAUAGACUCCAAGCUCCUUCCCAGAGUCCGCGUUACCCUUGUCCAGCGGAACAGGUAAUGGGGACCUCGGGAAUAAUCCAUUUUCCCUUGACAAGAUUCUUGGUUUCGUCUCAUUUGCACAGGCGUGAACCAAUUUAAGAGCAAAAAACUAACAAAGAAACUAAGAUUUCAUGAAACGAUCCAGUUUUCUUUUGGGAGAUUAGGACAUACGGAAUUACGGAGGAGCUGCACAACGGCCCUUAUUUAUUGAGCUAUUUUCCUGAUUCGGUUCAAAAUAUCAGUUAUUUAUGCUGUUGUUAUACUGAUCAACUACCUGAAACGUUGGAACCUAUUGAUGCGAGGUCAUAUUCAGCUGGUUUAUUGAUUUGGCAAAAAAAGUGAUGAAUACCCCAUGGCCUUUCGAAGUUUCGCUAAAGAAGGAAGGAAAAAGGGCCAACAUCGCAAAAGAUGGCAAGAAAUGGUUGACCUUUGUGUAUUUAGAGGUUUUUCUUGCGGUAACAACAAACACGGCCGAGACAGCGGUUUUGUUGAACACAGAGGGAGAUAUUUUAUUAGAUUUGAACAAUUUUCUAGUCCCAAGGGUGGGGAUUUGACUGAAAAAAAAAAAAAAAAAAAAAGCAAAAAAAUUUUAAUUAAAACACCAAGUUGACAACAAAAAGAAAAUGAUUGUAAAAAAUCACCAGCUAGUUUUUUUACAAGUACCAGUUUAAUACUAAAAAAAAAAAAAAAAAAAAAAAUAAUAUUUUAAAAUAGAAAAAAAAAAACAAUCAAAAAGAGGGAAAGAGUGGUUUUCCUUUGUGGUUUUAGAGGUUUUUCUUGGGGUAAAAAAAAAAACGGCCGAGAAAGGGGUUUUGUUGAAAAAAGAGGGAAAUAUUUUAUUAAAUUUUAAAAAUUUUUUAGACCCAAGGGGGGGGAUUUUACUAAAAAAAAAAAAAAAAAAAAGCUAAAAAAUUUUAAUUGCUGCACCCAGUUGCCCACCAAAAGCAGAUGACUGGCAAAAAUCACCAGCUAGUCUUUGUAGAAGUGCCAGUUUAAUACUUACAUAAAAAGUAAUACAUUGCUUAUUGUUUUUAAAUGGGAUAAUAAGUCCCCUGCUUUUGCUUCUUGACACGUCCGCUUAAUAUAAAGAACAUACAAAUGAUAUAAAAGGAAUCAUAUCCAUCACAAAAAGAGGUUAAAAAAAAAAUGAAAAAGAAAAUCAAUCUCAAAACAAUCUCACUCUUCUAUCGCUAUUUCAACGUUUUUCAAUUCUUUGACAAAGUUCGGGAUUUCUACCACUUUGAAAGGGGCAUCUCGUUGACAUUUCUUCACCUUACCAGUAGUCAGAAAAAAGUAAACGAAAAAUGUUUUGCAUCAGCCUAGCUUAUUUACUUUACAAACCUUGCAAUCACAUCGAGCAGACAGUCUUUAUCGAGUGCUCCAUUGCAAGUAAAUGUCAUGUUUGUUUCCGCAGACUGAUUUGAUUGAGAUAUGCUUUAUCUUGUGUGCCUUGUUGCUAAAGCAUAUCGCUUACGCUUAGAUAGAAUAAGCAUAGGCUUUGCCAGGCUUCAGAUUGGCGUUCAAGAGAAAAAUGUUUGAUUGACCAAGCUUGCAAACAACUUGAUAGUCCCUUCCGCGCUGUCUUUUCCUCCAUUUUUAUUUACAUUUUGACCUCUGGCUCUACUGCUCAUGCUCAGAUGCUCACCCAAUGAAAAAUCGAGUUGAACCGGAUUAUCCCAGAGAUACCCGUCGCCCGUUCCGUUGGCCAACGGUAACGCAGACUUUGGAACGAAAUUGAAUAGACAUAAUCGCCGUCCUAGAUCAGGGAGUUAUCAUUAAAUUUGCACGCAUUCAACCCUAGUAAAUGACUCAAUAUCUAUUCCACCAUUCUUUCUUGCAUUUUAUAAUGGCAAGCAAUUUGUUGGUUCCUAGAAAAGGGUUUUUUCUUUCUGUUAAACCCUUAUACUUUAAUUAAUUGUAAAAUCAACGAAAGCGAAGAUCUUUUUUUGUGUGGGUGGUUGUCCCUCUUUAUUUCUUAAUAUCUUACAACAUGUAAAAAACAAACAAACAAACAAAAAUAAAAUUAACAAAGUACAGGAUUUACUGUAGGAAGCUUGAUAGCGUAAAGAGCAAUUCGAUCACAAAUGUAGAUGAAAAUAAUUGGUACAGUCGUGAAAGUCACUUUAAAGUUCACUUUAUUCACAGAGUUUUCCGUUUGUUAGGGGUCGACCAUUUUACUUUUCAAUCUAAGGGGGGUUGGGGGGGGGAAGGGGGGGGGGGUAUGAGUGAUUUGGUUUGGUCUUUUUCCAGCAUUAUAUCCAAUGAGGUUUUUUUUUUCAGUGCUAGAUCUUUUUUCCGCCCCUUAGCUUCGCAAAACGUUCUCCUUUAGUUAGUGAUUUAACGUCCCUCACUAACGCAUUGGGUGAAUGAGUGACGAAAGUAAGUAUCUGGUCCAAAAAUUAAUACUGAUUUUUGAUUUAAAAUAAGUUAUAGAUUACACUAGACUGGAGCUGGAGACGUAAAGUUGUUUUUUUGUGUUUUAUUAUUAUUAUUAUUAUUGUUAUUAUUAUUGUUAAUUAUUGCUAUUAUUAUUAUUAUUAUUAUUAUUAUUAUUAUUAUUAUUAUUAUUAUUAUUAUUAUAAUAUAAGAUAUAAUUGCGAUUGAUUUUCUCUCGACAUCCGAGUCCAAACCAUGGACUUUGGGAGGAAAAGAGGGUUUCUACCAUAUUACUUUAUUAAUAUCAUUGUUAUUAUUAUUAUUAUUAUUAUUAUUAUUAUUAUUAUUAUUAUUAUUAUUAUUAUUUUGUUAUUUACUGAUCUAUCGUGACUUUAUGUGCUUUUGAAUCCUAUCUCAUACGACAUCUCGAAAACUGGAGUGACUCAUGAUCAGUUCAGUGUCAUGUUGUCUCAGUUCAGGGGUAAUCAUUUAAUUAGAGUGAUAAUAGUAUCAAGGAUUACCAAUAAAACGAAAAAAGAAUUUCAUCGAUUCAUCAACUCCUGUCUGCUUUUAUUCAGAUUUUGAUGAAUGCUCCCCAAACCCUUGUGUAAAUGGGGCAACAUGCACACACGGAUUAAAUGACUACAGCUGCACAUGCGUAGUCGGAUACCGGGGUAAAAACUGCAGCAUCGGUAAGUCUGCUUUUCGGAGCAGCUUUGGAGCUACAAAAUGUAUUUGGAAAAGAGGGUAGUUUAAUUUACUCAUAGUAGUCUAGAGUCUGCUUUCAUUAUUUUUCCAUGCUUAUAAUUUGAGCUUUGAAAGUGUUGGACGGACGCAUGGCAUUAUUAUUGGCAGUUACACGACAUUUUUUGAGAACGUAAGUUACUAUCAAACGUUUUUGGGCGCUUACUCAUUCACAUCAGGAAACCAGAAUUUGCGCCAUUCCGUUUAAGAAGCAUUAAAAAAUCAUAUGAAAUCUAGUUUGAAGUGUGUUCUUUCUUAUCUUUAUUUAGUUUUGUCUCUUUAGCCUAUUGGUAACAUUUUCUAAUGGUUUUUUCUGCCACAAAACCGAAUUUAUUCGCUCAAUAAAUGUUCAGGCUCCAAGACAGUAAUGUGCAGAUAUCAUGAAAACUGAUGCGAAAACGCGCGGGGCUGGGUAGCGAGUAGGCGGAUCAGGCGGGUCCUAUUUUCCAUUGACCGUGUUUUCGAGGCGUCCCCACUAUCUUAGUGCCUAGUACAGGCUACAGUGCCUAUAAAAAUAUAACAUAUAUUGACGCACUAGAGUGGAUGGUGGAAGGCUUUUACUACAAAAAAACUAGGUGAAAAUAUUACCUACCCUGAUUACUUAUUCAUUCACUUUAACUGACUUUGAUUUUACAGAAUGUGAUGUGAAUGACGGAUGGGUGAUGUUCAACAGUUAUUGCUACAAAUAUAUUGCAAUCAUAAAAACCUGGCAAGACGCCAAAACGUAUUGCAGUAGCUUGAAUUCAAAGUUGCUGACCAUUCACUCACAAGCAGAAAAUGACUUUGCACACUCACUCAUCCCUGAGGACGGAAGUAACAUAUGGGUAGGCGCAAAUGACUUAGCCGUGGAUGGCGUCUGGGUGUGGGAGGACGGAAUAGCUUGGGGAAGUUAUACAAGAUGGAAGUCCGGCGAACCUAACGGUGGUAGCCACGAGCAGUGUAUAGCAAUGUACAAAAGUCCGAACCCUGGCCAAUGGAACGACGCACCUUGUACUGGUACAAAUCAUUUUGUUUGUAAAAAGUAA
Molecule: messenger RNA, 5684 nt
Organism: Porites evermanni
Lineage: Eukaryota; Metazoa; Cnidaria; Anthozoa; Scleractinia; Poritidae
Source: the annotation of a GenBank genome assembly